GGACUUCUCUUUCUCUAGGGAGAGAGGGGGAUGUGUGUGUAUGUCUGUCUCUGUCUGUCACAAUCUGGCCUUCUGUCUGUCAGACAGUCUCACAAAAUGGCCCAUCAAGAGCCCCGCUGAUUAAAUCAAGACUUCCAUAACAAUUCCCAUUAUCACCUGCGUCAUAUACAACAGAGACACAUCCCUGACUCAGGGCUUAUCGAUAUGACCAUCCCGGAGCGCAAGCUGUGCUCGUCGACGCCAGGGCCUCACCAUCCCCAUCUGUCUCGGCGUCCUCAUGAAUAUUCGGUGUCUGGGGUGAUGACGUCGGGCCCCUCCCGGUAAGGAGAGUUUUGUAACAGGGUCACGUUGCGCUGCGGCACUGAACGAACAGAGCUCCAAACAGCAGCAGUCCACCGUCUACUCUCCUCUACACCGAAGACGACACCUGCCCAUAACCUAUUUAACUAGAUAACUACAAUAUUAUCAGGAUGCCUCACCAGUACCCAGCUCUGACCACAGAGCAGAAGAAGGAGCUGCAGGAGAUAGCAGAGAGGAUCACGGCUCCGGGGAAAGGAAUCCUGGCUGCAGAUGAGUCCACCGGCAGCAUGGGUAAGCGUCUCAACCCCAUCGGGGUAGAGAACACAGAGGAGAACCGUCGUCUGUAUCGCCAGCUGCUAUUCACGGCUGAUGAGAGAAUGGAUGCUUGUAUUGGUGGCGUGAUCUUCUUCCACGAGACUCUCUACCAGAACGCUGACGACGGGACCAACUUCUCCCAGCUCAUCAAGGACAGGGGGAUUGUAGUGGGCAUCAAGGUGGAUAAAGGUGUUGUCCCACUGGCCGGAACCGAUGGAGAGACCACAACCCAGGGUCUGGAUGGCCUGGCAGAGCGUUGUGCUCAGUAUAAGAAGGAUGGAGCAGACUUCGCUAAGUGGCGUAGCGUCCUGAAGAUCAGCGACAACACCCCCUCAGAACUCGCCAUCAUGGAGAACGCCAACGUACUGGCACGCUACGCCAGCAUCUGUCAACAGAACGGCAUCGUUCCCAUCGUGGAGCCUGAGAUCCUUCCUGACGGAGACCAUGACCUGAAACGUUGUCAGUACAUCACUGAGAAGGUUCUGUCUGCGGUGUACAAGGCCCUAUCAGACCAUCAUGUCUAUCUGGAGGGGACCCUGCUGAAGCCCAACAUGGUGACUCCUGGACACUCCUGCCCCCAAAAAUACACUAACGAGGAGAUCGCCAUGGCUACGGUCACUGCCCUCCGCCGCACCGUACCCCCUGCCGUCACAGGUGUGACGUUCCUGUCAGGGGGCCAGUCAGAGGAGGAGGCCAGUAUUAACCUGAAUGCUAUCAACACCUGUCCUCUGGGUAAACCCUGGGCCUUGACCUUCUCCUAUGGUCGUGCCCUGCAGGCCUCAGCCCUCAACGCCUGGAGAGGAGAGAGAGACAACGAAAAGGCUGCUGCCGAGGAGUUCCUUAAACGGGCUGAGGUGAACGGUCUGGCUGCCCAGGGAAGUAUGAGUCAACAGGAGACAGCGGAGCGGCUGGACAGUCUCUCUACGUGGCCAAUCACGCGUACUGAACAACCCAGGCCACGCCUACAUCACAACCCACCGCUGCAGCCCCUCCCCUCACCCACCAACCACAGACCUGCGUUGUCUACCGUAUUUUAGAAACAGCAUCGUUGUCGUGGCAACAUAACGAUGUGGUUAAUAUGAGUAUUAAUUAGUAUGGGGAGUUGAUGAUGAAGAAGAUGGUGAAGGGAGAGAGGGCGGUAUCAUGAAGAAGCUUUAUUAAGUCCCAAAUGGAAUCCUAUUCCUUAUAUAGACCUGGUCUAAAGUAGUGCACUAUAUAGGGAAUAGGGUGUAUAGACCUGGUCUAAAGUAGUGCACUAUAUAGGGAAUAGGGUGCCAUAGGGCUCUGGUCUAAAGUAGUGACCAACCAGAGAGAGGAUAACAUCAGAUAGGGACCAAUCAGAUACUAGAUUACAUCAAACAGUGACCAACCAGAGAGAAGAUAACAUCAGAUAGGGACCAAUCAGAUACUAGAUUACAUCAAACAGUGACCAACCAGAGAGAAGAUAACAUCAGAUAGGGACCAAUCAGAUACUAGAUUACAUCUGACAGACACCAGGGUGUGACGUGUUGAGUUCCAGUUAGGAAUGAGUAAGAAGAGAGGGAUGAGAGAGGAGGGAGAAAGAGGACAAGGAGGAGAGAGAGAUAGGGAGAGAGAGAGGAGAGAGAGAGUGAGAGGAGGGAGAGUGAGAGACAGAGUGAGAGGAGGGAGAGUGAGGGAGGAGAGGGAGAGGAGGGAGAGUGAGAGAAGAGAGGCAGAGGAGGGAGAAUGAGAGAGGAGGGAGAAAGAGGACAAGGAGGAGAGAGAGGGAGAGAGAGAGUGAGAGGAGGGAGAGGGAGGGAGGAGAGUGAGAGAGGAGAGGGAGAGAGAGGGAGAGAGAGGAGGGAGAGAAAGAGGGAGAGAAAGAGGUACCAAUGUCAGCUAGAGACUGAACACAAAGGGUAGAAGGACAGACAGACAAACAGCUAACCACUGACCACCAAGUCUCAUCCUCUAACCUCUGUCUUUUUCUCACACACCUAACUAUCUAGCUAUCAAUCAGUCAAUCAAUCGAUCAAUAAACUACUGAUAAUAACUUUAUUACUUGCCAUCUAAAACAGUUGCUGGGAAUGGCCAGUGUGUUUUAACAGUUUGUGUGAAUGGCCCAGUGUGUUGUCUAGGACUACUGCACUUCUCUGAUUAUAAUAAUAGCUUUAAAGUACACAAUCAAUGUGUUAUUAUGUGUUGUGUUGUGAGAGCGACCUUGUAGUUAUUAUGUGAUGCUUCUGUGUCUUACUCACCCCCUUACCCCCACCGGUGGAACAGUCCGGAGGUGAGGGUGAAUCCUAUUGGCUGGUCUGGGUGGAGUGUGGGGUUUGUAGGGGGGCCAGUAAGUCAGUCACGACUGUGUUGGAAUACUGUGACGUUUGUUGAUGUUCCUUUGUUUGUUUGUUGUUCUCUAAAGCGCUUGCUGUGAUGAAUAGUGGGGGAAAAAAUUAACAGAAAAUCUACAAUAAAUAUUACAAAAUAGUUAGAAACA
Oncorhynchus masou masou (cherry salmon) is the source of this 3073-nucleotide messenger RNA. RefSeq names its product fructose-bisphosphate aldolase C-like. The record is from RefSeq and is a predicted model, not a curated record. Bases 471 to 1652 code for a protein of 393 amino acids. Gene Ontology annotation, molecular function: fructose-bisphosphate aldolase activity. Gene Ontology annotation, biological process: fructose 1,6-bisphosphate metabolic process; glycolytic process. Gene Ontology annotation, cellular component: cytosol. The transcript has 9 exons. NCBI's taxonomy places the organism in Eukaryota, Metazoa, Chordata, Actinopteri, Salmoniformes, Salmonidae.